AUGAUUCGGCAAAGGGUUGCUGCAGCUGCUCAUCCUGCUUGUUCUUCCUUACUCCUCCUUGCGACCAAAAGGGUGUUGCCUUGGAAAUGGACUUCCUUGCUCCUUGAAGCAUUCACGAAGUCGAAUGCAAUUCUCGCACAUCUCAUGGAUCUCUGCCUUGAUUGUGACCCCAUCAUCUUCUUUGAACUCAUAAGGUCUGAUUGUUUAUUUGGAGGUCUUAUCAGGGGACCAGAUGGGCUUGAAAUCUUAGGUAAGCCAACCGAAGAGGAAAAGCGCGGUGGAAGCUACAAUUUCUUUGUCCAGUUGAUGGAUGAAGCUAGAGGAUUGGACAAGAUCAAGGAUUUGCAGAGCCAUGAAAAUGAUGCAAUCCGUACAAAAGCAUUGAAGAUAUGGAACCCGUUAUAUCGUGAGGCACUAAGGGUAUGGCAUUUUUUUGAAGUGUUGGGAGACAUGAAACAGAAGACGAGUAGAAUGGUGGUGUUGGAUUCAGAUACUCGUAGGUUCACAUCUGAAGAAGUUUCUGGCCAAAAUCAAGUUAAGGCAUCUGUGCAACGUAAAAUUCGUCAAAGUAUUGCUGAAGAGUAUCCAGGACUUGAACCGGUAUUGGAUGAUUUGCUUCCAAAGAAAUCACCUCUUAUUGUUGCAAAAUGCCCAAAUCAUCUGAAUCUUGUCAUUGUGAACAAUACACCACUUUUUUUCAACAUACGUGAUGGGCCGUAUAUGCCAACCCUUCGCCUUCUUCAUCAAUAUCCAAAUAUCAUGAAAAAACUGCAAGUUGAUAGAGGUGCAAUUAAACAUGUCCUGGCUGGUGCCAACAUAAUGUGUCCUGGGCUUACUUCUCCUGGAGGUGCUUUGGAUGAGGAAGUGGGAGCCGAAGCUCCUGUGGCUAUAAUGGCUGAAGGGAAGCAACAUGCUCUUGCUAUUGGUUUUACUAAAAUGUCGGCGAAAGAUAUAAAGUCAAUCAACAAAGGAAUUGGUGUGGAUAACAUGCAUUACCUUAAUGAUGGACUCUGGAAGAUGGAACACUUAGAUUGA
This is a messenger RNA of Oldenlandia corymbosa var. corymbosa, 1035 nucleotides long. NCBI's taxonomy places the organism in Eukaryota, Viridiplantae, Streptophyta, Magnoliopsida, Gentianales, Rubiaceae. The record is from the annotation of a GenBank genome assembly.